Messenger RNA from Coregonus sp. 'balchen', 11712 nucleotides. The record is from the annotation of a GenBank genome assembly. Lineage: Eukaryota; Metazoa; Chordata; Actinopteri; Salmoniformes; Salmonidae.
GCGCUGUCCAUCCCUAUGCGAACCACACUUCACGUCGUGGACUAGUCCGAACCAGUGAUCAGGACGAGAUGCUGCUUCCUAAACCACUCCAGAUGAUUAUGCCAAAACCGGUGGCUGUAUUUAAAUGAGAACUAAGGUAAGAUUAUAAAAAUCCACAUUUUCAAAUCAAAUGACAACUUUUUGAGUAGUUGGCCAAUUAUUUUCUCUUGUGCAAUGUAAAAGAUAAAAAAUAGAUUACUUUACACUGAUGACUUUGUUUUCUAGGCAAAAAAACAAAACAUGAAUGAUGUGGCAUGUUGUUUUAGUUGGGGUUUUUUUUUACGUGCCAAGGAGGUGUGCUCUGUAUAAAUAUUUGACAACAUUAAAGGAAUUCAUAAAGUACAUUUAUUUUGCCAGCUUCAGCCCAUAGUUGAUACAGUGACUGCAGAUGGCUCAUGUAGCCUACUGAUUGAUUCUGUGAACCAACAAUUGGGGUGAGAAUCAAGAAUGAUCGUGAUUGAGGAGGAGAGCGCAUCCACACCUGACAUAUAGAAUUAUGUCACACUUGAAUAAGACAUAUGUUUGUUUUUUUAUGUAUAGGGUGUGAAUGUUGAGAAAGGACAACAUGGGGAAAGGAGUGGCACUGUUCCUUUUACUGUUGGCAGUUCUACAUGAGGCCAGAGGCCAGAGAAGAAGAAAAGGAAAGUACAGCGUCCUCAGAGAUGGAGGAAAUGGUAAAUGAAGUCAUUAAGUCCACGUUAGUGAUGAUGGUCAGUCACUGUGGCUUAUGCAUGAUUAUUUGAUCUAUAUGGCUACAUUACAUCUGAAAUAACCCAUAUAUGUUAAAGGGGGGCUGAACUUACCUGAUUUAGCCUCUGUUUCAAUCCUCCUCAUUAGGAAACUGAGAAUAACAGUUACCGUUUUUUCCUAAUUAUCUCGCAAAUCUCAGUUUGGACUGACUUUAUGAAGAAAAUUAUCAAAUUUACACUUUUUAGUAAACUUUGACACUCAAAUAUUUUUUUCUGACUCAUAUAGUCACAUAGUCCGUUUUCAAAAGGAGAAGUUGCUUAUUACAUUCAGUUGCUCUUUAAGGUGUCUCACUUAACAGGAAGAUUUAAUUUAUCAAUGUCUGAUGGUGCAUAGUCUAAAUCAUUGUAACAGCGAUUUAUUCUAAGUAGAUGUAUACAGAACAAAAAUAUAAACGCAACAUGGAACAAUGUCAAAUUUGAUCAACUCUAUGCGAAAUAAAUCUGUCGCGCUGCAUGAGGCAAAUGGUGGUCACACCAGAUACUGACUGGUUUUCAGAUAAAUAAAUAAAAGGUAUCUGUAUUCCCAGUCAUAUGAAAUUCAUAGAUUAGGGCCUAAUUAAUUUAUUUAUAUUGACUGAUUUCCUUAUAUGAACUGUAACUCAGCAAAGAUCUUUGAAAUUGUUGCAUGUUGCGUUUAUAUUUUUGUUCAUUGUACGAUGUUCAUUUGCUUUUGACAUUAGCCUGAAGUUUAUCCAAUCAAUCUCCAUGUGAAACACAUGUAUGUAUCCCUCUCCCAGACAUGGCAACAUGCUCCAUGGAGGUGGCCUUCAUUCUGGACAGCUCGGAGGGUGCCAAGACCUUCCUGUUCGAGAAGCAGAAGUCCUUUGUUCUGCAUUUCAGCACUGGUCUCACCAUGCUCCAGGUGUCUGGAUGGACACUGAGGCUGAGGAUGGCUGCUCUGCAGUACAGCAGCUCCGUGUCUGUAGAGCACAGCUUUACUGCCUGGCAGGACCUGGAUGUGUUCCACAGCAGAGUCAGCUCCAUGGCCUACAUUGGCCACGGCACCUACUCCACCUACGCCAUCACCAACGCCACACAGCUCUUCACCCAGGAGACCAAGGAGGACAGCGUCAGGGUGGCGGUGCUCAUGACUGACGGUGCUGAUCAUCCGAGGAACCCUGAUGUGAUCGGAGCAGCGGCAGAGGCUAAGGGUAGUGGUGUGAAGCUCUUUUCUGUAGGGUUGUCAGACCUAGCCCGCCAGAACAGUGCCAAGCUCCGGGCUAUCGCCAGCACGCCGGCCCAGCAGUUCGUCCACAGUCUCACUGACCCCCAGCUAGAGGAGAAGUUACUGAAAUGGUUGGUGAGUGUUCUGUCAUCAAAGUCACCAUACACUCAAGUUGAAGAUGAUUGGUAUGCUGAACCAGGCCAGCAUGGUAUGGCUUGGGAUCAUUAUUGUUGAAAAGGGUAUGAUAGUACCACCACACUGUCUUCACACCUUUUUCCUGAGGUUUGUGAGGGUAAGAAGUGGCGAAAACUACGUUUGAGUUAGUUGCCACACAACAUCACUGUCCAACAGUACUGAGCUCCUCAGAUAAACUUGUCUUGUUAUCAUGACUGAGUCCUAAGCGCGGGCUCAAACCUCAAUGGCAGAAUUUUCCUGUGUGGGGAAUUCUUCCCCUAAUAUGCAUUUUCCAUAAACACAGAGAUUUGUCUAUAGGUCAAGACCUGUCUAUGGGCAGACAAUAGCAUGAAUUAUACAUUUCCCAAAAAUCCAUCAAAGUUUUUCAAAUUCAUAUUCAUCAUUAGCGGAGGUUUAAAAGAGAACAACUUUAUUAAGCAAAACUGACAGGAAGUGAUCUAGCUAUCUAUCCUCUCUGUUGUUUUAUUCUUCCAUAGAACAAUGUAUUGACCAUCUGUACCAUUGUUCAUGUACAGUAAGGCUUGCUCAGGUACAAUACAAUGUUCAGUCAAUAGUGGUACUGUUGGAAUUGUUUCUAGGUAAAAAAUCUCACACAAUCAUCUUGUAUUUUUUCCCAUCCAGGGUGCAGUAGCGCUUGAGGCGGUAAGUACUUCAAAACAAUAAACACUACAAUGGCACUGGAAGUAGCAGGUGGAGUGAUACGAUUGAUUUUGUAUUAUUUUCAUUGUAUCAGUGUCCACAGGCUAAAGUGUGUUUGUGUGAAAGAGGGGAGAGAGGCCCUCCUGGAAACCCAGUGAGUACACUAGAUGUUUUUCAACAGAACAUGUACGUCAACAGUAAGGAUUAUGCAGUAUCCCAGUAUGACUGACACACCACACAAAAACAUUGUAAGAAAUACUGAAUACUCUCAUUCAAUAAUGACUCCAUAAACUAACUUUUUAAUUGUGUGUUUCGUCAAGGGUAAAAAAGGAGAUCCAGGAUAUGAAGGACCAUCUGGUCCAAAAGGAUCAAGGGUAAGUAUUAAGAAGAUAGUGAAUUUCACUAUUUUAAUGGCCUCAGUGAUUUACAUACAAUCCUGAUCUCACAUUUAUAACACUGUCUCAAUUCUACAAGGGAGAACCUGGAGUCAGUGGCCGACCAGGAAGUGAAGGUCUUGAGGUAUACUAUGUAUUUCUUUAUUCUGUAAUUAUUUUCUGAGGCAUUCUAUUCUAAUUAACUUCCAUCUAGCCACCAUAUUUCCAUAGUUGACUGAGAUACCUUUCAGUACAGGGCGUUGAACACUGUUAUUCUUACUUUACAGGGCAGUCCUGGUUAUAAAGGUGACAAGGUGGGACAUCUGUUUUCAAGACAUUUCAGAAUACAACUGUCUUGCUUAAAGUGUCUUGCCAAUGAUUGGUUGAACCUGUGCUGUAUUUCAGGGGGAGAUAGGAGACUGUGGCACUCCUGGGGAAAAAGGAGAUGAAGUAAGUUCACUGAUUACUGUGCCAUUUUGGAUCAAUCAUCAUUGUGAUCUAUUCUACAGUAUGUGUGCCAACUGAAGCAUGAUGUCAUCUUGUCAUCUUACAGGGCCCUGGAGGACCUCCUGGCCCACGGGGACCCAGAGGAGACCAGGUACAAUGUAAAAUUGUUGUUUUUAUAAGAACACUACUACUUCAAUACAUUAAUAGGUAUCUUUCGCUACCUAUUUAGGACCUUGUCUUAAUCAUGAUCGCAUAUGAUACAGUAUGAUCAUAUGGAAUAGGUUAAUUGAUUCUCAAUGAAUGAUGCACUUUAGAGCAAAGGCUGAGUACUUCUUUCACUGAAAUGUUGUUUGAUGACAGGGAUGAAACAAGUUUAAAAAUACCCAGAAUCCUGAGUACAGACAUUGAGAACAGACUACAUAUAAGUAUAGUAACAAUCAUCACCAGUCAGAGAGAUCCCUUUUUCCAUUUCAUUCUCAAACAUGGAAAAUGGAAGUUGAGUUUGUCGUUUUCCCACCCAUGCACUUAUGGAAUGUGAAUUUUGGAUUACGCCUAAUCCUGAUGCUAAUGUGAGUAUCUAAAGCAGUGAAUCCAGGCUUGCAGGAUAUUAUUCUUUUCGAGGAGCAGACUUUGUGUCGUAGGAUUAGCUGCUAGGACAGGGUUGCCAGUACAGUGCCACUAUUCCUCCUCACUAUCAGCCCCUCGUCUGGCAUGGUAUCAAAAUGUACGCACUCACUAACUGUAAGUCGCUCUGGAUAAGAGCGUCUGCUAAAUAACUAAAAUGUAAAUGUAUCAGUGGUUGUGUUGUUUUGACACCAGGCCCUGAGAAUGGAAGGAAACUACUGUUCUGUUAAUCUUUAUUGCAUUAGUUCAGUUGUAAGAAUUGACUACCAACUGGUACAUUGUAAAAUAUAAAAUACCCCUCCUCACAACAUAGUUUUGGCAGAUAUCAGGGCUGAGUUAGAUUUUCUGGGCUAUCAAUUCUAUACAAAGAGUAACUACAUAAUGUACAGUGAGAAAAAUGGCUGUGUAGGCGCCAUUUCAAAACCAUUUCACAUGGACCUGUUAGGAUACUGCAAUGUAACUAGUGCAUUAUGUAAUUCAACUUCAUUGUACUUUUAUUCAUUGUACUUUUAUUCAUUAAGGCCAUUUCUGGAUAUUUUUUUGUUUCUUCCACAGGGUGUUAACGGACCACCUGGGGACCAGGGUCCGGAGGGCCAAACAGGACCUAAAGUAGGCACACUGAUUCUCAGCCAAUGACAUUCAUGGGUGCUAGGAAAUCAGCCUAUUACAUUCAUGGGUGCUACUGUAUGACACUUUCCUACAUGGAAACACAUUUUCACACAGCAUCUCUAUUGUCAAAGUGUGUUGCAUGGCCAGAGGAGCCAUGAGAGCUGAGUUGACCUUUCUGUCCAAGUCUAUUUAAAUACGGAUCCUUCACUUUCUGUCACACCAACCAGAACUCUUAAACAAGGAAGGCCUUGGAAUCAAGAGUGAUUUAGAGCCAUUUAGCAAUUGCAUAAAGUAUAGCAGGAACAAGUGACUGCUGUAUUCUUCGUAAAUGCCACUCACUCUGAGAUGCAUUAUUGAAUCCCAUGAAGAUCCUUUGUCUGCAUUUUAUUGCCAUUUUCCAUCCUCGUAGACUUCUGUUGGAAUGGAUAGAGUUCCUCUGUGGAGAAGCACUGUGGAUGAGUUUUCUCUCACAGUAUGAACUUGGAAUAGAAGUGUUUUAUGACUAACUUGUUGGUGGUGUUGGUUUCAAGUAGUAGGUGUUUUGACGUAUUCACACAGUGACCAUACACCUCUAACACAGGGGGACCAAGGACCCACCGGUGCAUCUGGACCAGCAGGUGAAAUUGGCAUUGGGUUCCCAGGUCCAAAGGUAACCCUAAUAAUAACCAAUACAGUGAUUAUGCUAUACAUUUACAGUUUAUGUAAAACACAUAAAUGUUGAAAUGUGUCAUUGUUCCCAGGGGGCCAAAGGAAUUCAGGGAAGACCAGGACCCCUUGGUCCCAUUGGAAUAGGAGAGCCAGGACAGCCAGUAAGUAUUAGAUACCAGCUUUGGAUACCCAAACAGUGAUCGCUAUGGGAAAGUUAUACAUGACCCUAUCCUUCUACCUCUGAUUCAUAUGAUCAGAUCUGACAAUGGUAAUCUAAAGACAAAACUAAAUGUUGCCAUUUACUGGACAGUAAAUGUUGAAACUGUUUGAGUGUCAAAAGUGAUGAGACUGUUUGUUUAUUUCAGGGACCCCCAGGACUUGCUGGAGCACAGGGUAACCAGGGAGCUGUUGGGGAGGGGCUCCCUGGCCCAAAGGUGGGCAAAUAUUUGAGUGUCUGAGUAUUAUCCUGUUUCAUGUAUACUGUUAUGUAUAAUUGUACACAUAAGUACAAUGGGUCAUGGAUAUUUAAUAUUUUAAAAACUCAAUGUGGACUCAAGUAUUUCUUUUUCAGGGGGAUCGAGGCUACGAGGGCCCCAGAGGUGAGCGUGGUCUCACAGGUGUUGGGGUCAAAGGUGAUAAGGUAAAGCAAGUUCAAGACUAUUGGACAUUGCUAUGUUGAGGUCUCAAAAAUAUUAUAAAGAUGGUCCGUAUGAUGAUAAGUGAUCAAUGAUCCAUUGAGAAUGAUCCCAUAUUCCUUCAGUGAAAUGAUAAUUGAUGGGAGGUCUUAUGUUUCUCUUAGGGAAAUCCUGGACAGCUUGGAUCACAAGGACCGGUGGGAAUGCCAGGGGCAGGGAUUCAAGGAGAAAAGGUACAUUCUGAUUAAACUGCAGUCAGAUCCUUUUGUGUAAUGUCAAUUAGUCUAUUCUCACACAUACUAUAUACUCACACAUACUUAUACUCAUAUUCCUUUUCUUCUAAUGUCCCCUUCUGUUCAGGGGAACCAAGGGCCAGUUGGCCCUCCAGGCCCCAGAGGGAAUCCAGGUGUGGGACUUAUUGGGCCAAAAGGUAAGGUCGAAGGUCACACGAUCAAAGGGAGUCUAAUGUCAGACAAAAACUAAAAUCUUAGAUCUGAAUGCAAGACGCAACCGUACAGUAUAUUAAUUUAGUAAAUAUGAUGUCCCAUAUACUGUUUGUUCUGCAGGGAAGCCAAGGCUUCUCAGGUGAGCCUGGAAUCCCAGGGGAGAGAGGUGUUGGGGAGCCAGGACCUAAAGUAAGUCUGAUGGUUCAGUAAGACAGUAUUUACACCAGAUCAAGUAAAACUGUGUAAAUAGAGAUUUGUAAAUGUGUAAUGAAUCAUUCAUUGAUAACAAUUUGACCCCCUGCUCCUUUAGGGAGACCCAGGAUCGGAGGGGUUACCUGGUAUUCCGGGCCUCUCUGGAGAGGAUGGGGCCAUAGGACAGAAGGUGGGCACAGUGUGCUGUGAUGCAAUGUCAUUAUCACUAGGACAGUACAUUCAUGCCAGUCUGUCAACUGACAGCAUUCAUUGUUGACAGUAUUGUGUAUUUAUUUCACAUGGUAUCAGGGUGACAUUGGUUCACAGGGGCCCAGGGGACCUGAUGGGGCACCCGGAAAAGGUGUCCCUGGAGAAAAGGUACAAAUCAGUUGUAUUAAAGCAUUUUCACUAUUUCAACGGAUGUAUGGAAAAGAGUGUCUGAAAUCAAGCUGUGACUAUUCUCUCAGGGGGACCGAGGGGAGCGGGGCUCCAGAGGCCAGCUAGGAGCAGUAGGGCCUGUGGGGACAAUGGGGGCCAAGGUAAGCACAUGCACAACAGUCAUGCUCAACACUACUGACCCAAAGCAUGGUUUGUUGUGCUGUUAAAAAGUGUUUCCUGUUUCAGGGUGAACCAGGAAGUCCUGGACGAGCAGGUACAAAUGGACCACCUGGGCGGGGUUUACCCGGUAUCAAGGUAAGUUCUGGUGAGAAGGAACAUUAACAACACUGUUGGUUACCACUUUAUUAGGAGGGUUACCGUAUCUUAAGGAUGAUGUCAGUGUUCUAUGUUCUAUUCUAUGUUCGGUUGUUUUGUUUACAGGGGGAUCCUGGUGCAGUAGGCCCACCCGGACAUGUCGGUGAACCAGGAAUAGGGAUCACUGGACCUAAGGUAAUUUGAUUCAGCUUCUUUCAGUUUGAUUUGAGAGGUGCAAGUAUUUCUUCAAUGUCCAAUGAACCACAUAAGACCAUUGGUGUGAAACCACUCUCACUUUUUAGGGUGAGAGAGGGCUACCAGGGCCCAUUGGUCCACCUGGGCUUGAAGGGGAAGGCCUUCCUGGAACUCCAGUAAGUAUCCCCAUUUUCUCUAAUAUUAUGAUCAUAUUCAUUGAUCUAUGCUGACUAUUCAGUAUGUAUACUGUAUGAAUGCAUGGUCUGUCAUGCUUAUUAGGGACCCCCUGGGAUACCAGGACUGGCAGGCGAGAUUGGACCAGAAGGAAAAGGUUUACCUGGUCCUAAGGUGAGUUUUCCAGUGUAAUGAUUGCAUAAACUCGAUUUAGGUCACAAAAAACCAACCCAAUUAUAGGGUCAACUUUUUUGUUUUGUGAUCUAUAUGUGAGUAUUUAACCUGAGGAUCUUUCUGCUCAGGGAGACCGGGGAACUCCAGGCCCCACAGGACCAGCUGGAGCACCAGGAGUCGGGCUAAUGGGUCCCAAGGUCAUAAAUCCUAUUCAGACCAAUAAUAAUCAUUUUAUCAAUGUGUCGGAGGAGAAAAUUAGCCGUCAUGAUUAGAGUACACAGGAUAUCAAUGAUUGAGCAAGAUUGAUAUGAACCAUAUGACUGGCGGAGCAUCAAGAUCACAUCAUUCUUUCUGCAGGGGUCUGCUGGUCAGAUUGGAGCACCGGGUCCCCAGGGACUGCCUGGAGAGGGCAUUCAAGGACCAAAGGUACAGUUAAAGGACCAUUUAGUACGCCAUGUUAGGUCAUGGUACAGCCAGGCAUAUACUAGUGCUGUGUUUCCACAGGUCAAAUUGCUGAAUUGAGUUUGUCUGAUAGGGGGAGUCAGGAUUCCAGGGGAUCACGGGCCCCAGGGGGCCCCCCAGGACAGGGUAUUCAAGGGAAUAAGGUAAGAACCUCCACACAAACAACAUAAAAAUGUAGCUUUAUAAAUAAAUAGAUGUUAUCCAAUCUCUAAUCUAGGCACCUAGACCCAAAUCCAGUCUCACAAAUGGUCUUGAACUUGACAAAAUUAUAUUGCUUUCCAGGUUAUAGAAAAAUGAUGCAGUUUUACCGUUCCUACAGGGUGACAGGGGGUUUGUGGGUGAACGAGGCAGAAAGGGGGACAAGGGAGAGACUGGAGAGACAGGAGCGGCUGGACCUUUGGUACUAGUCUUACUAGAAAUCUGGAAAAAGCAUGGACAUUAUCAGAUGUAUAUAUUUGUUAUUAAGUGAUCUCCUGAAUUACAGGGCAGACUGGGAGAAAAAGGGGAACCUGGCCUAACAGUAAGUAGAGUUUGUUUUGUACACUGUACCUUCCUUACUGUAGUAUUACAAUUACUAGACACUAAAGUGUUUUACCAUCUGUUACAGAGAGAGGAGGUCAUCAAACUGGUCAGAUCUAUAUGUGGUAAGUGUGGUAAUUCACACACCAGGUACAAUACCAUACCUAUAAUGGCUGUUGGCAGAGACUUUCAAUGAAUCUUUCUCUUUCCCCAGGUUGUGGGGUGAAGUGCCGUGAGAGCCCACUGGAGUUGGUCUUUGUGAUUGACAGCUCAGAGAGCGUGGGCCCCGACAACUUCAACGUGGUCAAGGACUUUGUGAACGCUCUGGUCGACCGCGCCUCCGUGAGCCGAGAGACCACUCGCGUCGGGGUGGUUCUCUACAGCCACAUCAACAUGGUGGUGGUCAGUCUGCACCAGCAGGCCAGCCGGGACCAGGUCAAGACUAUCUCAGUUUUACAUUUUUAAAAACUUUAUUGAGGCCUCUGUAAUGAUUACAUUCAAUUCAUAUGACAUAACAGUACAACGCAAGGUGAGUGGAAAAACAGUGCAAGAUGGUGACACACCCAAACAUAGAAUAGGCUACAAUAUUACUGGAUAAAAAGAAGUGCCGGUCUGAUAAGAAAAUACAUAUUUUAUCAUGAUUGGUUUUCAGGUUGUCAGGGAGACUUUACUUGUAGAACACCAGAUAAGAGAACAUGACAAUGUAGCCAGGGUCGUGAAACAGAUUGGGGUCCUGUCCACUGUGAGCAUAUCAAAUAAAAAAGGCUUACUCUCUAGUACAGUAUCAUGGUUAAAAGUCGUUUGAACAAAGCAUCAUCAGUAGCCUGAUCCCAGAUCUGUUGGUGCUGUCUUGCCAACUCCUAUGGUCAUUGUCACAUAAGACCUCACAAACAGAUCUGGGACCAGGCUACAUCAGAGAUUUUUUCAAUAAUUAUCACCACCAGGUGAAGAGGGCGGUCCGCACUAUGACCUACCUGGGCGAGGGCACCUUCACGGGCAGCGCCAUCCAUCAGGCCAACCAGGUGUUCAGGGCGGCCAGGCCCGGGGUGAGGAAAGUGGCCAUAGUGAUCACAGAUGGACAGGCGGACGAGAGGGACUCUGUGAGGCUGGAGGAGGCGGUGAAAGAGGCCAAUGGCAGUAACAUUGAGAUGUUUGUCAUCGGGGUGGUGAACCAGAGUGAUCCGCUGUACGAGGAGUUUAAGAAAGAGCUCCACCUCAUGGCCUCUGACCCAGACAGGGAACACGUCUACCUGAUUGAUGACUUCAGGACACUUCCUGGUAAGCAGGAAGUACCUUUUACUAUGAGGAAGGAACAUCUUGUAAAGCCACAGUUAUAUCUGAGUAGUCAAUGUAGGCCUAAAUACUUCUAAAGCCAUAGAAACACCUGUGCUGUUAAAACUAGCCAAAGAAAAAACAAAGUCCUAAAUGUCUGUCCGUUUUAAAUAGCUGGUUCUUAUUACCUAGUCCCAAUAAUAUCUGGGUACUGUCUUGUCUUGGAUCAUCCAGCCCUUGAGAGCAAGCUGCUGAGUCGGAUCUGUGAGAGUAAUGGCGGGGCCCAGUUCAGCUCCGUCCCCAGCUCCAGAUACUCCCCCAGAACCCCUGGACAAGCCGGGAUUGUAAGGGAAACCCCAGAGAGGACUGAUACUGACACGCCCACUUUCAAUGGAGACUUCAAGAAAACACAGAUGGUGGUGAGAAGAACAAAACAACACUUCCACUUUCCAUAGUGGUUCUGUCAUGAUCAGAAUAGGGCUGCGUGUUUACUGAGCUCACUAAGCUUUGAAAAGUGCAGUACAAUAUAUCAUGUCAUUGUAAAAUAUUAUAUUGUCAAGAAAAUUAGGAGAGAACUCACCAUAAUCAAAAGAUUGCUAAAAAGGCCCCACAUAAGGAGAGUGUCUGAACUUGGGCCCAAAAUCGUAUUUCCGCUAAAUCAGCCAUGAAUUGAGUGUGUGAAGAUUUUGAUUGCAAUCACAUACUAUAGACAAUAACCCAGAUUCAAACCUAUGCAAUUGCAAUCACAUACUAUAGCAGAUGUACAGAAUACAUAUAUCCAUUUAACCAUUUCUUUACCCUUUGUUAAACAGCCAGGUCCACCAGGAGAGUCAGACAGAGUCUUUAUCCCACAGGGCCCCCAGACAGGGGACCAAGAUAUCUCAGAGACCUACAGGGUCCCAUCCUUUGACAGGGAACCCUUCAAGCGCCUACCAGAGUUCCUUCUUCCGUCAGAGGUGAAGAAUCCCACCCACAGUGUGGUCAUGACGGGCACCCAGGCCCCCACCCAGAGGCCCCUUCCCGUAGUAAAGCUACCCAGGCUCCCCCCAACCUCUCUACCUCUGCCCCAGGAUGCUUUAAUACCAGGUAAUUUGAUUGAUAGGAUAUUGCACUUUUCCAGAGCUCAAACUACUGUGUAUCACCUUUGCUGAUAUUUCCCCAUUUCCUAUUCUUGUAAUUUCAUAGAACGCUAGACAGUAGAAGUAAAAGCAAUGUCGUCCAUUUCUCUUCCUUUUCCCCAGAUGAGAGAUGUGGACAGAUUCUGGACCCCGGGCCUUGCUGGGAUUACGUUGUGAAGUGGUACUAUGACACUACGGCGAAUGCCUGUGCCCAGUUCUGGUUCGGAGGCUGUCAGGGGAACCAAAACCAGUUUGAGUCGGAGAAGAGCUGCAGAAAAACCUGUGUGAAGGUCUAACAUACACACGUUUGUUGACUCGUUUUGAACGCUUACAAAUCGAUUGU